This is a messenger RNA of Pseudozyma hubeiensis SY62, 1899 nucleotides long. Its product is annotated as purine transporter. The transcript has a single exon. Gene Ontology annotation, biological process: transmembrane transport. Bases 1 to 1899 code for a protein of 632 amino acids. NCBI's taxonomy places the organism in Eukaryota, Fungi, Basidiomycota, Ustilaginomycetes, Ustilaginales, Ustilaginaceae. Gene Ontology annotation, molecular function: purine nucleobase transmembrane transporter activity. The record is from RefSeq and is a predicted model, not a curated record. Gene Ontology annotation, cellular component: plasma membrane.
AUGGACCGAUUCAUCAACAGUCUCAACAGGGCGGUCGCCACCUCGCCUGUCGGUUACUACUUCCGACUCGAUGGCUCCGGACACCCCCUCUCGCGACCCGGCUCGCGCUUCCUCACCGAGAUCCGCGCCGGUCUUGUCACCUUUGCUGCCAUGGCCUACAUUCUCUCGGUCAACGCCAGCAUUCUCAGCUCGUCCGGUGGUCCAUGCGAAUGCGCCCACACCGCCGCCGACCCCGUCUGCGCCAAUGACGCCGCCUACAACCAGUGCGUCGCUGUCCUCAACCGUGACUAUGUCUUCUCUACCGCCAUCGCCGCUUGCGUCGGUACCACGCUCAUGGCUCUCUUUGCCAACAUGCCUCUUGGUCUCGCUCCCGGUCUCGGUGUCAAUGCCUACUUUGCCUUCACCAUCGUCGGCGUUGCUGGUACCGGUAUCAUUCCUUACAGCCAGGCUCUCUCGGCUGUCUGGCUCGAGGGCUGGAUCUUCUUCCUGCUCUCGCUCUUCGGUAUCCGACAGUGGCUUGCUCGCCUGCUGCCACACAGCAUCAAGUUGAGCACCGGUGCCGGUAUCGGUAUCUUCCUUGCCUUCAUCGGUCUUGGCCCCAACGGUCUCGGUGUCAUCGGUGGCAACGCUGCCGACCUCAUCGGUCUCGCUGGCUGCCCCGCCCAGUACGAGGACGCUAGCGGUUUCUGCCAGAGCCACAAGCUCCAGUCGCCCACCCUUUGGCUCGGUGUCAUGCUCGGUGGUAUCUUCACCGCCCUCAUGCUCCUCUACCGCGUCAAGGGUGCCUUCCUCAUUGGUAUCCUCCUCGUUUCCAUCGUCUCGUGGCCUCGCAACACCCCCGUCACCCUCUUCCCGCACACGGCGAUGGGCGACGAUGCAUUCAACUACUUCAAGCAGGUCGCCAACUGGAACGGUCUCGGCAUGCUCGGUCCCAAGAACAUCGACUGGUCCGGUUACAGCAACGGCAAGGUCUGGUACGCACUUAUCUCGUUCCUCUACAUCGAUCUGCUCGACACCACCGGUACCUUGUACGCCAUGGCCAGCCACGCCGGCCUCAUGGACGCACGCACCGGCGACUUUGAAGGCUCUUCGGCAGCCUACCUUUCGGACGCGGUUGCCAUCUCGAUCGGCUCUUUGGUCGGAUGCUCGCCCAACACGGCUUUCGUCGAGUCCGCCUCUGGUAUCGCCGAAGGUGGACGCACUGGUAUCACCGGUCUCACGACUGGAUUCAUGUUCUUCCUCUCGCUCUUCUUCGCUCCCAUCUUUGCCUCGUUCCCUUCGUGGGCUACUGGUUCGACGCUGGUCAUCGUCGGCUCCAUGAUGGCCUCCAACACCGCCCAGGUCAACUGGUCUUACGUCGGUGACGCUAUCCCCGCCUUCGUCACCAUCGUCGGCAUCCCGCUCUUCUUCAACAUCGCCUACGGUCUGAUCGCCGGUAUCUGCUGCUACAUCGCCCUCAACGCCCUCCCCUGGUUGAUCUCCAAGGCCACCCGCGGCCGUGUCGUACCGGAUGGAUGGGACACCAUGAAGGAGCCUUGGGGUGCACGAAUGGUUUCCGCCAACGACGACACCACUGGAUUCAUGGCCAUCGUUCCACCUUGGAUGAGGAAGGUGAUGGCCGGAAACAUGAAGUUCUGGCAGAUGACGGAUGACGAGAUCGAGUUCUACCUCGAGGGCAGGAGGGAGACGCAGAGGUUGGCGCAGGUGCGUCAGGAGCAGAUGGAGCAGGAGAGGAACGCCAUGUACGGUGCCGAGGACGACGUCGAGGCACGAGCUUCCACCAGCUCGGCCAACGAGAAGCACUCGACGGGUAGCCCCAACUUCUCCCCCGUAGAGGUUCCUCGAACCGGUCCUGUCGGCGCACAGGACGAGGUCCACGUUACAGGCAACGCUCAUUAA